AGUUGACUAUGUAUUUAACCCUAAUCCUGAAGUGUAAAAUUCAGACAGUCUGCACUGGUCCCGAAGCUAUAGAAGUUGAGAACAAUCGAUAUUGAAAAAUAAAAAUGCGUUCCCUUCUCUUUAGUCUUGUAAUUUGUUUGCCAGGAUUUCUAGGUGUGCCUGUAGAAUAUUGGCAUGUCGAAUCCACAGCAGGAAAAGGACUAAUUAACUGUGCCCUUUGCAAUUCCAUUAUCUCCGAUAUAUUCUUGGGAUUUGAGAGUGGACAGACUGAUGACGAGAUUUCUGCAGGAAUCGGCCAGAGAUGCGAAACCCUUAACUUGUACAAUUUCAAAGUUUGCAACGGGACCGCUGCUAUUGCCAUGCCAACUAUCAGAUACAUCUAUUCAUUGGGAGUAAUUCAAGGAAACAUUUGCGGCAUGUUGUUGCAGACCGAAAACUGCGGUUUUUCUGAUCCAGGAGUACUAGAGUGGUCAGUUGCACCCAGCUCGGUUCCGAAACCGCCUGUUACAGAACCAGCUUUGCCUCCGGCCGGCUCCCCUAUUCUGAAAGUUCUGCAUUUGUCCGACAUUCACUGGGAUCCGGAGUACCUCGAAGGAUCCAAUGCCGCAUGUGGCGACCCGCUAUGUUGUCGAGCAUCUUCCGGAGAAGUUGUUAACGCUACAGAUGCAGCAGGAUAUUGGGGUGAUCGUCGAGGUUGUGAUUUACCCUGGAGGACGGUAGAAAAUGCAGUGUCACACAUGGCUCAACAGCACCCGGAUACAGCUUACAUUAUUUGGACGGGAGAUUUGACGCCUCAUGAUACGUGGUCCACCGACAAAGAUGAAAAUCUGAUGAUUAUUGAUCGUUUGAUGACCCUGAUCCAGCAAUACUUCCCUAACGUACCUGUCUAUCCAACUUUAGGCAACCACGAGUCUCAUCCGGUUAACACUUUUGCUCCACCAGAAAUUACUGACGUGGAGUUCAAUACUGCUUGGCUUUACGAUGAAGCAGACCGACAAUGGGCUCGAUGGCUUCCAGCUGACGCCUCAUCAAGUGUCCGUUAUGGUGGAUAUUACACGGCCUUGGUUCAGCCAGGACUUCGCAUCGUCUCCAUGAAUAUGAAUUACUGCUACAUUUUCAACUACUGGACGUAUUACAAGUCUCAAGAUCCCGCAUCAAUCCUUACUUGGCUUAGUCAAGUUCUUGAGGACGCUGAAUUAGCUGGAGAAAAGGUCCAUAUCCUCAGCCACAUUCCUCCAGGAAAUCUUGAUUGCUGGACCAUCUUUAGCCGAGAAUUCGCCAAGAUCAUCAACAGAUUCGAAUCGACGGUAGCCGCCCAGUUUUACGGUCACACUCACAAAGAUGAGUACAAGAUCUUCUACGAUCUUGAAGAGGUGAAUCGGCCAAUAAAUGUUGCUUUCGUCGCCCCAAGUUUGACAACCUCUUCUGACAAUCCUGGUUACCGAAUUUACACAGUCGAUGGGCAAAGGACUGGAUCCACUUGGGCUGUGCUGGAUCACAGUUCUUGGAUCAUGAAUUUGACAGUUGCUAACCAAGAUCCUUCUAUCGACCCCGUCUGGUUUGAAUUAUACCAAGCGAAACGUGAUUAUGCCGUGGCCGAUUUGAGUCCGAGAUCGAUGGAUGCAUUCUAUCAACAACUCGUGACUGACGACACUGUCUUCCAGAUGUACUUUGAGCACUAUUACAAAAAGUCAGAAGAAAGAUUGGAAAAGGGCUGUGACAUUGACUGCCGCACCAAGCUUCUAUGCUUUAUCAUCACAACUGAUCCGUUGGAUCAAAGCCGUUGCCAAAAUAUCCGUCAAAUUUUAAGCCAGCAUCCCGACUUUUAAAUGACGAACUACCGUUUUUCGUUCUGUUGCACCGUUUUUUAACUGGCUGACACGCCUCAGUACUAAUACAACUACAAUUCUGCAUC
Daphnia carinata is the source of this 1915-nucleotide messenger RNA. RefSeq names its product sphingomyelin phosphodiesterase-like. The coding region runs from base 105 to 1829 and encodes 574 amino acids. Lineage: Eukaryota; Metazoa; Arthropoda; Branchiopoda; Diplostraca; Daphniidae. Gene Ontology annotation, cellular component: lysosome. The record is from RefSeq and is a predicted model, not a curated record. The transcript is spliced from 9 exons. Gene Ontology annotation, biological process: sphingomyelin catabolic process; ceramide biosynthetic process. Gene Ontology annotation, molecular function: acid sphingomyelin phosphodiesterase activity.